Molecule: messenger RNA, 742 nt
Organism: Vitis riparia (riverbank grape)
Lineage: Eukaryota; Viridiplantae; Streptophyta; Magnoliopsida; Vitales; Vitaceae
Product: U3 small nucleolar ribonucleoprotein protein IMP3
Exons: 4
Coding region: 21-569 (182 amino acids)
Biological process (GO): rRNA processing
Cellular component (GO): small-subunit processome; small ribosomal subunit; Mpp10 complex
Molecular function (GO): rRNA binding; snoRNA binding; structural constituent of ribosome
Source: RefSeq, a predicted model, not a curated record
UUAGGGUUUUUGGAGGAAGGAUGAGGAAGCUCAAGUUCCAUGAGAAGAAGCUUCUGAAGAAGGUGAAUUUCCUAGAAUGGAAGAGAGAAGGUGGUCACAGGGAAGCCCAUGUUAUGCACCGCUACCAUGUCACGGGCCGAGACGAUUACAAAAAAUAUUCGGGUUUGUGCCGGAUGGUGCAAAAGCUUGUGAACAUUUUGAAGCAGAUGGACCCGAGAGAUCCUUUCCGAAUUGAGAUGACUGAUACGCUUUUGGAAAAACUGUACAACAUUGGUGUGAUACCAACCAGAAAAAGCUUGGCACUGUGUGAUCGCUUAGCGGUAUCAUCCUUUUGUAGGCGUAGGCUUUCAACUGUGUUGGUACGAUUGAAGUUUGCAGAGCACUUGAAAGAAGCUGUAACGUACAUUGAGCAAGGACACAUCCGGGUGGGUCCAGACACAGUGACUGACCCAGCAUUUCUUGUGACGAGGAAUUUGGAGGACUUUGUGACAUGGGUAGAUUCAUCCAAGAUUAAAAGAAAGGUGCUCCAGUACAAUGAGAGGUUGGAUGAUUAUGAUGCCAUGAACUGAACAACUUGAAAAUGGAAGCUUUGAUUUGGUAUCUGAUUGUUUUUACUGUAGCAUUUUUUUUAUCUAAUGAUGAGAGCAAAACGACUGCAAGUGGUGUAUUGAUGAAGGAUAUUUAUUUUGCACAUUGCCUAAUAUGCAUUUUAAUUUUGAUGCCAUUGGCCCGAGCUUGCUUA